UCGGAAGAGGGAGUCACGCUCUCUCUCGCUCUCAGCCUCCUCUGCUGCAGCGAGGGAAUCCGGGAUAACUUUUAGUCCUUUUUGAUCGUGACGUGAAGUGAUUCUGGUGUGUGGCGCCUGGGAGGGAAUGUCCUAGUGGCCUACAGUGCUAUAGAUGGUUAGGUUGUUGUUGUCGAAGUGAUUUUAUCGUGUGGUAAAGUAAAAGAAUGUCCAACACAUUACGUUAGUUUACAGUGUCCGAUGUGAGUGAAUCAGUUUUUAUUUUUUGAUUGAUCAGUGUUCGUUGUGAAACGAAGGCGUUGUUGACCUUGUGCGCUAGUAACGAUGGUGUUGUGCAGGCACGUGGUCGUGGUGGCGGUGGCGAUGGCGAUAGCGGGGCGCCUCAGCGCGGCUGCAGGUGGUGGCUACCUCAAGAUGUUUGAGGCUCAGCACAACCCGCCCGACCCGUGCUACGACGACGCGGGCGCGCGGCCCAAGAAGUGCAUUCCCGACUUCAUCAACGCCGCCUUCGGGCGUUCCGUCGAGGCCUCCAGCACGUGCGGGGCGCCGCCGUCGCGGUACUGCGUGACCUCGCACGAGAAGGGCGAGGUCAACCGCAAGUGCCACGUGUGCGACGCCGAGGAGCCCGCCCGCGCCCACCCCGCCCACUACCUCACCGACCUCAACAACCCCAACAACCUCACCUGCUGGCGCUCGGCCCCCGUCGACCCCCUCAAGCCCGAGAACGUGUCGCUCAACAUCUCCCUGGGAAAGAAGUACGAGCUCACCUACAUCAGCCUGCAGUUCUGCGGCCAGAAGCCCGACUCCCUGGCCAUCUACAAGUCCAUGGACUACGGGCGCACGUGGCACCCGUUCCAGUUCUACUCGUCGCAGUGCCGCAAGGUGUACGGGCGCCAGAGCCGCCUGGUGAUCGGGAAGGCCAACGAGCAGGAGGCGCUGUGCACGGACGCCCACCUCAGUCACAACGACCCUCUGACCGGCUCGUCCUCGUCCAGGAUCGCAUUCAGCACGCUGGAAGGACGACCCUCGGCCUACGACUUCGACUCGUCGCCGGUUUUGCAGGACUGGGUCACCGCCACGGACAUCAAGGUGGUUCUGAACCGCUUGCACCCCGAGCUUGACGAGGCCACGGCUGACAACGAAAGUGCCGCUCAGGAGCGCUAUAGUUACGCUGUGGCAGACCUGGCUGUUGGCGGCCGUUGCAAAUGCAAUGGUCACGCCUCCCAGUGCAUCCCGGACAAGACCACGGGCGCGCUGGUGUGUGACUGCGCCCACAACACCGCCGGGCGAGACUGCGAAAAGUGCAAACCCUUCCACUUCGACCGACCGUGGGGACGCGCCACGUCCCGAGAGGCCAACGAGUGUGUAGCAUGUGAUUGCAACUUGCACGCUCGGCGAUGCAGGUUCAACAUGGAGUUGUACAAGUUGUCGGGGCGAGUUAGUGGCGGCGUCUGUCUCAAGUGCAGACACAACACGGCGGGGCGACACUGCCACUACUGCAAGGAGGGAUUCUACAGGGACUCCACCAAGCCCAUCACGCACCGGAAAGCUUGCAAAGCCUGCGACUGCCACCCCGUUGGCGCCUCGGGGAAGACGUGCAACCAGACGACGGGGCAAUGCCCGUGCAAGGACGGCGUCAUCGGCAUCAUGUGCAACCGCUGCGCCAAGGGCUACCAGCAGAGCCGCUCGCCCAUCGCGCCCUGCGUCAAAGUUCCCGAACCUGCCACCAUCAGACCCUCUGGCGGUGGAAGUGAGUAUACAGGGCAAUCGUGUGGCAAGUGUCGUGUCAACUCUCGCAGACUUAAGCUGAGGAAAUACUGUCGCAGAGACUACGCUCUGGUGGCUCGCGUGAUCAACAAGGAGGUCCUCGGCGAGUACACCCGCUUCGACAUCCAGGUGGCCAACGUGUACAAGCGGUCCCGCGCCGUGAGGGUGAGGCGCGGCGGCGACCAGUUGUGGGUCAGGAACCAGGACCUGGUGUGCAAGUGCCCCAAGAUCAAGAUGGGCAAAGAAUACUUGAUCCUUGGGCGAACAGACCGCAAGCAGCGGCCAGGUCUCGUCAUCAACAGAAGGUCCAUCGUCAUAGAGUGGCGCAACGACUGGCAACUGCGCAUGCGCCGCUUCAUGAAGAAGGCAGCGAAGUGCCGACCGUCGAGGUACUGAGGAGGGUCGCCGGUGGAUCCUGGUGGUGCCAGUCAAGUCCCUCCGGGCCCAGCGCCAAGGAGAGUGCCACUGGAUGCGUCUUUUAGCGAGCAUAAGGGGAGGAGAAGGGAUCCUACGUGAAGCAAAGAAUCUCACAUGACCAAGAUACUUUUAUUUCUCGUUUACGAACCGCCGUGCGAAGGCGAGAGUGGGCGGGGAGCGGGACAGCGCGUGGCGGACGGGUCUCCCGGAGGGGGACUCUGGACGAGAACGGAAAAGGGAAAUCUUGUUCAUCCGCUAAACCUCCAAGGCCGCGGCUUGGAGCUCGAGCUGUGUCUUGGGGCAAACAGCAUAUCACUCACUUUAGCUUAACUCGUAGCUUAGAACGGUGACUUCAUGUAGUGAUCUGGGUUAUUGUCUAGAAUCCACGGUCACGGGCUACCGGUCUCGGUUAUGGUGUAAUGGCCAGGUCAUUCACUAGUGACCUUGGCUGUUGCCUUUUGACCAGGGAUGGCGGCUCUCGACCUGGGUUAUGCAAAAGGCCCAGAAAGUAACCUGGGUUAGUAAAAAAUGCCUAGGUAAUAACCUAGGUUAUUAACAAGUAUGACCUACAUAGUUGCCUAGGUUAUCGGUAAGUGUGAACCAGGUGUCGGCCGUAGUCAUUGAGGGGCGAGCGGGAGGGGGGGGGGGGGUCCGGGACCGGGGCUGACCGACGGUAAUGACUUAGGCCGUGACCUGGCUUGCUGAUGAGUAAUUUGCGUUGUAUCAAUGUUCAGGAAUGUCACACUAAUAUCUGUUUAUAUUAUUAAUGGCAAAUCCGCCAUUAGAAAUAUAUUGCUUUAUGCUCUCUUACCUUGUACGUUUUUGAUUAGUGUACAUACAGACCACAAAUGAUGCGUGUUCAUUAAAUGAAUCGUAACUGAAAUUAUAUAUCUGAUUAGGUUUAGUUGAAUUCAAUGCACGCUCAGCCCGGAAACGGCGAAACGCCACUCGGGAGAGAACAGUCGCAAUACCGAUCGCUGAUUGGCCUGCAUGGGAGAGUAAGGUAGCCAAUGGCGGCUUGGAUAUGGCGUGGUGUGAGCGCGGGCGCGUGGGCGUGUGUUGACGACGGUGCCCCGGCCGCGGGCGUGUUUGGUUAACAGCUUGGCGGGCGCUACCUCGUCCGCAGACAAGUUCCUAAUUUUACUCUCCAUAUUCUUAUGUUCUGCGCGGCUGGUCCUGGAUGGAGCGCGAGGAGGGGGGGAGGGGUAGCAGCCAUAUCUGCCUGGAAGCACUCGCCGCCCCUGUAAUCUGGACAAAAUUCGUUAAGCAAGGUACAAAACGCGACGCAAUCGUAAGCGCGAAUUGGCCGCACACGAGCAGCUGGGCGGCGAGCGAGGGGGAGGGAGGGGGGAGAGGGAAGUGGCGCCGCGCGAGCAGUGCCAUCCAGGGCCAUCCCGAUGUACUGUAGUGUACUGCUGUAUAUGUCGCUGUCUGUGUGGGUACUUAAGCUGCCUCUCAUCCUCUCGACGUCGUAACGUAGUUCCCGCUGGAAAUCAUUCGGUCAAAUCAUUUCGUCGCUUCCCAGAGGUUCCCGCUAAAGAGGUAAUAAUUCAGCGCCUUAGCCCAUAUUGGGUGCUGUCGACGGCGCGAGAUUGGCGCGAUUGGAGGAUUCGUUAGAUGUUAGGCUUUGGAGCAUGAGAGACGGUCGUAACCUUAAGGUGAUAUUCUAGGAGUAGUCUCAGCUAAGUUCCGCUACAAACACACUGUGUCGGGUUUACUAUUCUAACAAGGGGAGCACUAUGUUAGCAAAACUGGCAGCAGUUUGGUUGAAAUACCACUUUGGUUAACUGGAAGCCGUUUCUAUUAUCAAGUUUAAAAUUUAGUCCAUACAGAUGCAAUCAUUAAGUAAGGAAAGAAACAAAACGUAAACGUAUAUCUCCGGCUGUAGAACAGUCGGGUGUUCCGUUGUCAUCUUGAGAAGUUCCCCUGAUCCUUUAAAACACAGAAACAAAAACUUAGUACUGGGCAUUUAGCUAAGACCAGUCUUCACAAUAGCACCGUUUACUGUCACCAUUAUUUAUUUGAGCGUGGAGGAACAGCACCUAGAAAUAGAUGUUAGGGCGUAACUUGCGAUUUCUUGGCUGCUCCCUCUGUCGGUCUAGUUUGUCCAUAGUUCCCCGGGUGUUCGGCUCGUCACUUGACCCUUAGAAGGCUGAGGAAACGGGGCGUGGGUGAGAGGAAGUCUUGGUUGCUCGUCGGUCUCGUAGAGUGUGGGCUCUGGACUCGAGUGUUGCAUACUUCGUAGGUGGUUGUGGUGGCGAAGAUGCUUGUAUAUAAGAGGUAGGUGUGUGUGUGUGCGUGGGUGUGUAUGUAUGUAUGUGUGUGUUUGUAAACACUUUUACGCCAAUGUAAAAGCAAACAGAAUGAAGAAUGGACAUAUCUCUCGGUCGUUUGCGUGACCCCGUGUGUGAGUGUCUUCAGUCGAACGUUGCCCUUCGCCCACCGGCAUCAGAAGCUCGGUGUCAUGCCAGUCUUGACAAAGGGGGCAUGGCUUCGUCCCAGGAGAAAUGGAGUAUUAACCCAAGUGUGAGGUCAGUGUGGAGUGGGUGAGUGGCUGAAGCAGGGAAAUCACAACUUUCGAGGACAGAAGGAGAAUAAAAAUGGAAGAAUAGCAGGAAAAUUAAAAUACACAGAUAUAUUUACGUGUCUCAUCAUGACACUUUUAGCACCGAGAGGGACGAAAUUUUUUCAAUAGAACGUUUUUGUAGAAUUCUUUUUUCUGUAGUUUUUCCCUGGUGGUGGAAGAAGCUGUUAAUCGAACUGCCUCACAUAGUCUGUAUAAAUAUAUAUAUUUAGUAUGCAAAUACAUCUUGACGACGUUAUCUGGUAUGACUACAGCCUCCAUCAGACGAUAGCCAACCAAAGUGACUUAGCGAAAUCACACAACUCACCCACUUAAUACGCUAGAUUAACAUUUACAAAAGUCAUUAGCUUUACUGAAAACCUAAUUACUAGAGGAUUAGUUUUCAACAGUGAGUGUCAUCUGCUAACAGUUUCAUUUACAAAACCGAAUAACUUUCACGAGUCGUUGUUGACAUCGGACGCGGAUCGGAAUGCGGUGGAUGGCGGGGUCGACCUCAAGGGCAGCACAAUGUUCUUCGGUUGUGCGGUGGAAGCCAAUGGCACGGAAUGCGAUUGGUGCGAGUUCUGACUGGCUAGGAGUGCAUUCGAGAAUAACUGAACAGGACGAAUAAUGUGGCCAUCAUCGUAAUUUCACUUAUACCUCAGAUUAAAUGCAAUCAAUUAGAGUAUGGAUUUCUCUAAUGUAGAGCAAGUUUAAAUAAUGUUGUAACUUAGAAAUUUAUUUUAAAAUUAAUGUCCUUGAUGUUCAAAUUAGUGAUUAAUUGAGCUCUUAUCAAUGAUAUAUGUUAGUCAACAAACUGACCCCUCACUGUAAUAGACACUGGAGGCUGAAAUCUGAAGCUUGCGUGAGAUUCUUCAUCUUGAUCAAUUGCGAAUUUCUGUCAGUUAGUCUUGCCAUUUAGGAGUUUGAAACCCACAAAAUAAAUCACCUUUUCUCCACGAUUCGUCAUUGACACGCAUCCCUUUUUUUCUUACGGCUUUGUAUUUGGCUCGGUUUGUUUGAGAAUCUGUCAUAUAUGGGGACUCUUAACAAUGGAGUAUUUGCACUAUUUACCCUUCCGUUGUUUUUGUCUCUCGUCUCACCGCAGGAAAUGACUUCAGAUUUCGUUCUCCAGCUGCUAAAAUUUGUAACUUUUAACUGUCUGUCCACGAGACGUAUAUCUUUAUUUUUGCCACUGUACAGUUUAUUUUUAAGACUGAUGUAUAUUUGCAUAUUUCUGUAUGUGUAAAAAAAAUCACACCUGCAUAAUAUGAUUUUUAUGUUGUGCCAAACCAGCUCUUGAACAUUAAAAUAGCUCUUAAGUGUUUUACUGCAUAAUGUGUUGUGACCGAGUUGUGGUAUCAGUAAGGAAAUAAAACGUGCAAAAAGAGAUGUUCAGAUAAUCGAGAGAAAAGUAACAAAGAAAUAAUAAAAUGUUCAUUAUGGAAACCUUAUUCCCAGAUUGUUCAUUAUGGAAACCAUAUUUCUAAAUUGUUCUGUAACGGAAGCCCAAUGUUGAGAGGAGACCUUACUGUAGUCGCACGCCCUAGGUUGUUGGUGCUGUCCACCCAACACUUCGCAAGCAGAGGCUAUUGUGAAGGGAAAUAAAUGUGUUCAAUAAUGGGUACACUGAGGCUACUUCAAGCGUGGAGCAAGCAACAACCUUACGUCACAACACAGUGAAUGACAACAGGCACGUGACAUUACAUCAACAGCAAAACAAACGAAGAAAAGAAAAUUACUAAAAUGAAUCCUAAAUUUUCUCGAUCCACAAAAUUAAUAUAAAUUGUUGAACGGAAAAAAAGAAGUAAUCUAGGAAUCUUCACAACUUUAGCCCCAAUUUGACACAAUCCCCCAAAUGGACACAAACCAGACGACGAAAGAUGAGCAAAGAGAGCAUUGGUGUGGUGUCAGGUGGCUGCGGUCGAGCGUCGUGUGGUGGUCCUGCAUAUCAGCGGGGGGUCCGGCCGCUGCCUGGAAGCGUCGCGAACCUGGGUGACGUGCGGGGAGCAGACUUUGUGCAAGGGAAUGCUGUGUUUCGUGAGAGAGGGAAUCAGAUGCUAUGAUUUGGAGUGUUCGUGGAUAACUUUUUUUUUUACAUGGUUGAAUUACACUGUGCAGGCCGCAAACAAAAUGAAAAUUCAAGGGGCGUUUUGUUGUUUGUAUGGAACUCUUUUUCGCAUUGUGUUAUAAUCUAAAUCAAAGAAGAAUUCCGAAGAUACUAACUGCAGUUGUAAGGCCUUCUAAUAUUACCAAAAUUUGCUAAUCCUUCUGGUCCCACAAAAUCAGUUGCACGCGGCCAGUGAUAGUCGGCGAGGCUCCAUCCAGCAGAGUGAACGGCAAGGCGCGGCGCCCCCUCGGCCCAUCAGUCAGUUUGUUGGUGUCUGUACGGCGCGCUCUGUACAUAUUUGCUGACCUCUAUUUUUAUUUUAUUUACAUGUGCCACGUGUACCACAGAUGAUUCAUUAUAUCAAAUAAAUGUAUUCGUAAUAGGAA
Penaeus indicus is the source of this 7243-nucleotide messenger RNA. It is a transcript of the gene NetA, whose product is annotated as netrin-1-like. NCBI's taxonomy places the organism in Eukaryota, Metazoa, Arthropoda, Malacostraca, Decapoda, Penaeidae. Gene Ontology annotation, molecular function: protein binding. The record is from RefSeq and is a predicted model, not a curated record. Gene Ontology annotation, biological process: tissue development; dendrite development; animal organ morphogenesis. The coding region runs from base 325 to 2163 and encodes 612 amino acids. Gene Ontology annotation, cellular component: basement membrane. The transcript is spliced from 7 exons.